AUGGAAAUGGCAGCAGCGGCUGCCGGCGCCGGUGCGGGCGGGUUGGAGGUGGUGGUGUUCCCGUGGCUGGCGUUCGGGCACAUGAUCCCGUUCCUGGAGCUCUCCAAGCGCCUCGCCGCGUGGGGCCACGCCGUCGCCUUCGUGUCCACUCCGCGAAACCUCGCCAGGCUGCCGCCCGUGCCGGCGCACCUGUCCGCGCACAUCCGCUUCGUGCCGCUACCGCUGCCGGCUGUGGAGGGCUUGCCGGAGGGCGCCGAGGUCACGUCUGACCUGCCGCCCGACAAGGUCGAGCUGCUCAAGAAGGCCAUGGACGGCCUCGCCGCCCCGCUCGCGUCGUUCCUCGCGGACGCCGUCGUCGCCGGCAGGAGGCCCGACUGGAUCAUCAUUGACUUCUGCCACCACUGGGUCCCGCCCAUCGCCGACCAGCACAAGGUACGACGCUGUCCGCCAUCUCCACCUACGCAGGUAUAUGUUGAUCAUGAUGAUCAAUCGGCCGGAGUGCAGGUGCCAUGCGCCGCGUUCCUGAUCUUCCAUGCCGCCUUUAUGGCCUUUAUUGGGCCGCGGUGGACGAACGACGCGCACCCGCGCACGAAGCCAGAGGACUUCACCGUGCCUGCGUGCCACCCAAGUGGAUCCCCUUCCCGUCCACCACCGUCUUCCUCCACCACGAGGCCCGGCGGAUGCUCGCUGACAACUUCGGUGAAAACGCGUCAGGCAGGUCGGACACUGACCGUUUGUGGGACGUGUUCGAGCGGUGCCGCCUCACCAUCCACCGGAGCUGUCGCGAGCUGGAGCCUCGCAUGUUCACAAUCCUCUCUGAUCUCUUGCGGAAGCCCGCCAUCCCCGCCGGGAUCCUGUUACCUGGGGCGACCGACGACCGUAAUGAAGACCACGGGCAGAGCAGCUCUAGCGGCGCCGACGGUCGCCAGGUCCUACGUUGGCUCGACGACGCUAGAGAACAUCCAUGAACUCGCGCUCGGACUGGAGCUCGCCGGGGUGCACUUCCUUUGGGCGCUACGCAAGCCGGCCGGCACAAACAACAAGCAGGAGCUGUUGCCGGCUGGGUUCGAGGAGCGGACGCAGGACCGUGGGGUGGUCUGCACAGGGUGGGUGCCGCAGGUGAAGGUGCUCGCUCACGGCGCCCCGACCGCGUUCCUGACGCACUGCGGCUGGGGCUCCACCAUCGAGAGCUUCGGCUUCGGCCUUCCGCUGGUCAUGCUGCCUUUCCUCACCGACACGCCUAUGAUCGCGCGGGCCAUGGCGGAGAGAGGAAUCGGCGUGCUGGUGCCAAGGGACGGCAGUGACGGCUCAUUUGACAGGGAAGGUGUCGUGGUGGCCGUGCGGCGCGUCAUGUCGGAGGAUGAGGGGAAGGUGUUCGCGACCAACGCCAAGAAGCUGAAAGAGCUUGUGCUGGACGAGAGGCGCCAGGAGCAGUACAUUCACGAGCUCGAGGAGCACCUGAGACGCUACAAAGAAGCCAGAAGCAGUGGAUGA
Messenger RNA from Triticum turgidum subsp. durum (durum wheat), 1494 nucleotides. The record is from the annotation of a GenBank genome assembly. Lineage: Eukaryota; Viridiplantae; Streptophyta; Magnoliopsida; Poales; Poaceae.